AUGAGCAAGGACAAGGGGGCUUACCACAAACUCGAUUCGAUGGAGAUGGACAAGAACACGUCGCCCUCGGCGCCGUACAUCAACGCCUGGGAUGUUGUCGAAGAUGACGGUCGUGACGAUUCGAGGCUGCUCAUCUCGAAAUCGGACAAGAAGGGGGUGGCCACGUCAUCUUCGGCGUCGGGGUUGAGGGAGGGCGCCGAGUGCCGCUUCUGCCACGAGGGCGAGGGCGUGGGCGGCCACGACCUGGCACCGGACCACCUCAUCGGCCCGUGCCAAUGCCGAGGCAGCGUGAUGUGGGUCCAUCGCGGCUGCCUCGAUCGAUGGCGCGCCGUGAGCACCAACAGCACCUCCUUCUCUCGCUGCGACCUCUGCCAUGCCGACUACCAGAUGGACUACCGGGCCGAGGGCGCCAGCGUCUGCGAGGGUCUCAAGGUGGCGUCGUGGAUCACGCUCGACUUCACCCUCUUCAUCCUGGCCGUCAACGCCGCCGCCGCUCUCUGCAGCCUGCUCGUGUGGGCCGUCGACCGCGACCGACAACGGGACCGCAUCUUUAGCGAGGCCAUGCAUGUGAGCGUGCCGCCGGCGCUGGUGGUGGACUGGCUCUUCGGGUGGCUCGCGUUCUUCUUCGUGCUGGGCGUGCUGGGUCUGUGCUACGCCAUCGGCCGCUGGUGCUGCGGGGUCUCAUGCGACGCCGGCACCUGCUGCUACGGCCCCUCCUACUCGCCCUACUACGGCCACGGCGAUUGCUACUUCUACUGGUGCUUCGUUCCCGACUUUAGCUGCCAUAGCACUGCGCACCACCACUCGUCGGAUUGCGGCUCGUGCGGGAGCUGCGGGGGCUGUGGCAAUUGCAACAUGGACUGCAAGGGCGACGGUGAGGCCCUGCUCAUCAUCCUGGCCGUGGUGGUCAUCCUCCUCAUCCUCCUCGGCUUCUUCAUCGGCAUUGGACUUGCGAUCAUGGUGGGCGUCAAGAUGGUCAAGCGCCGCAUGGACGUCAUUCACAACAAAUAUAAGGCUGGCCAGUGGGUUGUGCUGGACCUCACUGCUUCGCCCUAG
Molecule: messenger RNA, 1056 nt
Organism: Acanthamoeba castellanii str. Neff
Lineage: Eukaryota; Discosea; Longamoebia; Acanthamoebidae
Product: zinc finger, C3HC4 type (RING finger) domain containing protein
Exons: 7
Coding region: 1-1056 (351 amino acids)
Molecular function (GO): zinc ion binding
Source: RefSeq, a predicted model, not a curated record